Messenger RNA from Didymosphaeria variabile, 2697 nucleotides. RefSeq lists its product as uncharacterized. The record is from RefSeq and is a predicted model, not a curated record. The coding region runs from base 1 to 2697 and encodes 898 amino acids. The transcript is spliced from 4 exons. Gene Ontology annotation, molecular function: ATP hydrolysis activity; ABC-type transporter activity; ATP binding. NCBI's taxonomy places the organism in Eukaryota, Fungi, Ascomycota, Dothideomycetes, Pleosporales, Didymosphaeriaceae.
AUGAGUUCCCGCAAGGACGACCCUAAGGACGCUACCACGGCUAUACCGUCGGAAUCGGUACCUACUUCUAUCAACUCUGCAGAAGCGUCAGCAGCACCGACAGAGAUUCCUGCAGAAGGAAUCCUUAUGCCAAAUGGCAAAUACUAUACCAACUUCUCCACUCUCGAGUCCGCCGGAUCGUAUCGCACGUUGAACAGCUCGACGACUGGUUGUUACGCGGAAAAUGGAUCGAUGCCCAUACUUCUCGCGGAAAAGGACUUAUGCAACCUAGGAUUCUUCUGCCCCAACACCACUGAUAAUGCGCCGCCACAGUACUGCCCGCCAUCUUUCGAAUGUCAAGCUCAAAGAAUGAUGGGAAGGGACUGCCCACCGCAGGGACUCCUUGAACCUGUCAUUUGUGACGGUGGAUACUAUUGCCCCAAGGGAGGGAAGGAGCGAAUAGAAUGCCCAAAAGGUAGCUAUUGCCCGAUUGGGAGUUUCGAGCCAUGGCCGUGUGCAAUGGGCGCAAUAUGUCCGGCGAAAUCGCAGCGCCAGAUCGUCACGGUGCCGUUCGGCUUCAUGAUUGCUUUCGACAUCGUGCUCGGACUUGUCGUCGGCUUGGGCUUCUUCAUCUCCGCGUGGAGAAAAGGCAGGAAGAAGAACUAUGCUGCUCUGCCUAACCCUGAAAAAGAUGUGGACGACGACGGUAUCGAGUUGAUCACAAAGGAAAACAAAGAUGCCGCCGAAGACCACGAUGAUUUGAGCGCGAAUCCGGAUUUCCAGGUCUUCAUGCGGUACAUUGCACGGCUUAUCAAGACGAAGGAUGUCGGUCUUUCGUUCGAUUUCGAAGGCUUGGAGUUCGAGCCUAAGCCCGGAAAGAAAAUCUUGAAGGGUGUCAGUGGACUCAUCCAGAGCGGCUCUAUGUGGGCUGUUAUGGGUGGUUCUGGUGCCGGAAAGUCGACGUUCUUCAAUGUGCUCAUGGGGAAGACUCGCCACACUGCAGGAGUGAUCAAAGUUAACGGCCACCCGAAGGAUAUGGCAAAGUACAAGAAGUUGAUCGGUUUUGUUCCCCAAGACGAUAUUGUUCUUCCCGAACUUACUGUUCGCGAGAACAUCUUGCACUCCGCACGAUGCAGAUUACCAAUGACGUGGAAAGACAGAGAUAUCCAGGCAUACGUCGAUGCGCUUAUCUCCUGUAUCGGUCUGAGCCACGUCCAGCAUUCGCUCGUCGGCGACGCUAAUAAGCCUGUGGUUUCUGGUGGACAACGCAAGCGUGUCAGUAUCGGCAUGGAGCUGGCAGCCGCCCCUAUGUGUAUUUUCCUCGAUGAGCCGACAUCCGGUCUCGACGCAACUUCUGCGUCGUCGAUUAUGAGGCUGCUAAAAGCGAUUACGAAACUUGGUGUUACCACCAUUACGAUCAUUCACCAACCUCGCGAGGAUAUCUUCAACGGUUUCGACAAUAUCUUGCUGCUCGGUUCAGGCAGCGAAAUCUACGCAGGACCUACUAUCGAGGCUCCUGUCUAUUUUGAUUCCCUCGGUUUCACGUUCCCAUCGCGUGCAAACCCCGCCGACAUCAUCAUGGACAUCAUCAACGGUGAAGGAUACGCAUACAGACAGGAUCACGCAACGUCGGAAACCCCAGUCGCAAGGCUUAUCGAAAACUGGCGCACUCGUCACCAACGCGAACAUCGAUCCAGUAGCCCCGCGCAACCGCAGCAUCUGCUUCCUGAAGAUGCUUACAACACGCCUGCUUACGACCCACCCGAGCAGUCCUAUCAAGAUGUAUUGAACGCCCCGAAACGUCCCCGUCCUACCUCGAUGAUCUCCACCGCAGACCAAGAAGCCGAGUUGAAGCGAACAAUGAAGAAGCGCGGAGCCUCCUGGUACGCACAAGUCUACUACUGCUGCAAGCGCAGCAUCACCCAACAAGUGCGCCUCAAGAACAGUUUCUUCUUUGAAAUCGGCACCGGCGCCUUCGCAGGCGGCAUUAUCGGUCUCAGUGCUUUCACCGCAGAAGGCCAGCUCUUCAAGGGCAUCUACAAGGAUACUUUCUCCAUCGUGUCUCACGCCGUGAACUACACGUCUGCGCCGCAGCUGGGUCUCCUCGGCGCCAUGGCCAUCGGUCUAGCUGCUUCGGCUCCGGCAGUCAAGGUCUUCGGCGAAGAAAAGCUCGUGUUCAACCGCGAGGCGUCGUCAGGCCACAGUAUGAGCGCGUACUACUUCGGCAAAAUGGUCUCCGUGCUGCCCAGGUUAUUCAUCGCGAGCCUCCAUUUUAGCGUCUUCAUGGGUAUCCUAGCCACGCCCAUCAUGAGCUGGCCCGACAUGUUCCUCGCGAACCUGCUCUACUUCUUCUGCGUGUACGGGCUCGCCUCGUGCAUCGGGAUGGUCGUGAAGCGCGAGGACGGACCGCUGCUUGCCGUCAUGGCGAGUCUGAUCAUCGGGAUCCUGGGCGGUGUCGCGCCGCCGCUGAGCAAGGUUAAGGAGUGGAACAUCGAGUUUCUGUGGAGAUUGAGCCCUGGUGUGUGGUUCACUGAGUCGUAUUUCAGUCAGUGCUUGCAGCCGCUGGAUUAUUUGUAUAUGCUGGAUUUGGCGACGACGGCGACGGGAUUCAAUCUUGGGAAGUAUAGUUUGGAUAUGGGGGUCCUCGUCGCGCUUGGAGUUGUAUAUCGCGUCAUUGCUUUUGUGUUGCUGGUUACUGUUCAGCGGAAGCGCGGAUAG